UCUUUCGUAUGAUGAGGGAUGCAUCGAUAACGAGACUUGUUGCAGUUUUUGACAGAUGUUGAUCAUGAAAAUGAAAGUACUGUUAAAAGUAGGCUCGCAUUAUAUCACCAGCUGGUCCACUUCAAUUGCAACCAUCUGAAUGGCUAAUACCAUCAUGGUUUAGCUGACGACGACGACGAUAUAACAGCUCUAAAUUGAAUGCCAUUUCUCCCUAUUUUCAGGUCGGUGAUCACUCGGUUUAGUUUUGUCCUCACUGACCUAAAGGGAGUCAAAAAAGCACUUUAAAAACUGUUGCAUUUGUCACCUAUGCCACCACACCAGACCGCUAUUACUAGUCCAAAAUGGAGAGUGAAAAGAAGAGGAUAGCCAUCAUAGGUGCUGGAAUUAGUGGCUUAAUGGCAUGUAAGUAUACACUAGAGAAAGGUUUCAAUCCCAUUGUGUUUGAAGCAAGGAGUGGCAUUGGUGGAGUUUGGUCACAAACAAUAGAGUCUACUAAGCUACAAACACCCAAAGAUUUCUAUCAGUUUUCUGAUUUUUCAUGGCCUCGUGAAGUGAAAGAGACUUACCCUGAUCACACCCAAGUGUUGGAAUACCUCCAUGCCUAUGCUCUUCACUUCAACAUCCUUCCUAGGGUCAAGUUCAACUCCAAGGUAACAUGCAUCGAUUAUGUCACAUCCUCUACUGCAGAUUUGCAUUCUUGGGACUUAUGGGGUGGCUCCGGUGAGCCAUUUUCUCCCUGGGGGAAAUGGCGUCUCACCGUACGAAAUGGUCAGAAUCCAUCUGCUUCUGCUCCAACAGAUCAGGUGUACCAAGUGGAUUUUGUGAUUCUUUGCAUAGGAAGAUAUAGUGACUUGCCAAAUAUUCCUGAUUUUCCAUUGAACAAAGGACCUGAAGUAUUCAAUGGCAAGGUGUUACAUUCCAUGGAUUAUGCUGCAAUGGAUGAUGAUGUUGCCGCUGACUUAAUCAAAGAAAAACGAGUCACAGUCAUUGGAUUUCAGAAAUCAGCAGUGGAUAUAGCAGCAGAAGUUGCUAACAAAAACGGAGCAACUCACCCAUGUACACUGCUAUUCAAGACGGCUCACUGGAUUGUCCCCGAAUAUUUACUCCCACUUGUGUUUCAAGGCUUGAACCGCUUCACAGAGUUAAUGAUCCACAAGCCUGGUGAAGGUUUCUUCAUCUGGCUCCUAGCCAUGCUGCUUUCACCUCUGCUCUGGAUAUUUUCAAUGUCGAUCGAGUGCUAUCUCAAGUACAUGUAUCCAUUGAAGAAAUACAAUAUGGUACCAACACAUAGAUUCCUCAAACAAAUUUCUUCAUGUAUGUUCACAGUUCUGCCAGCUAAUUUCUAUGACAGAAUCAAAGAUGGCAGUCUUUUCUUGAAGAAAUCACAAAGCUUUAGCUUCUGCAGAAAUGGUUUAAUUGUACAAGGCGAAUCUAAACCUCUGUUGUCUGAUAUCGUAAUUCUUGCCACUGGAUACAAAAGUGAAGAAAAGUUGAAGAACAUGUUCAGCUCAACUUUGUUCCAAAAAUGUAUUGCUGUGUCAUCAACCCCAUUCUACAGGGAAUGCAUUCAUCCUCAAAUCCCACAGCUAGCGAUACUUGGAUAUGCAGAUAGUCCAGCAAUCCUGUAUUCCACUGAAAUGAGAAGCAAAUGGUUAGCACAUUUUCUUGCAGGAAACUUCACGUUACCAACAAUAAGUAAGAUGGAAGAGAAUGUUAUGGAGUGGGAAAAAUGCAAGAGAAGGGAUGAGAAAGAGAGCUAUGGAAGGUCUUGUGUGAGUACAUUGCUCCAAAUAUACUGUAAUGAUCAACUAUGCAAAGACAUGGGAUGCAAUUCUAGAAGGAAAAAUUGGUUUCUUGCAGAGCUAUUUGCAGCUUAUGGUCCUAAGGACUACAAAGACUUAUCUUAAUCAAUUAAGCUAUGAAAGAGAUUGUGGAUGUUGAAAUUUAGAUCACUAUUUCAUUUGAAAUACAAACUUAGAUUAUGGUACAAACAUUUACCUUAUCCUACCUCUCACCAUUUCAUAUGUAUUUCACAAAACUUGCAAACCAUCUAAACGAAAACAAUAUACAUUG
This is a messenger RNA of Gossypium arboreum, 2073 nucleotides long. RefSeq names its product probable flavin-containing monooxygenase 1. NCBI's taxonomy places the organism in Eukaryota, Viridiplantae, Streptophyta, Magnoliopsida, Malvales, Malvaceae. The transcript has 5 exons. Bases 342 to 1907 code for a protein of 521 amino acids. Gene Ontology annotation, molecular function: flavin adenine dinucleotide binding; NADP binding; N,N-dimethylaniline monooxygenase activity. The record is from RefSeq and is a predicted model, not a curated record.